GCCAGGGACCCGACGCGUUUUCGCUUCAUUUCGCCCUCAAUGGAGGGACGGACAGUCCCAUCCUUACUGCUGUCCAAUUAGUUUAGGAAAACGGCUCAACGCACCACCGCCGAAAUGAAGUAUAAGAAUCUCAUGGCGAGGGCCUUAUAUGACAACGUGCCCGAGUGUGCGGAGGAGCUGGCCUUUCGCAAAGGAGACAUCCUGACGGUGAUCGAGCAGAACACAGGAGGACUGGAAGGCUGGUGGCUCUGCUCCUUGCAUGGCCGGCAAGGCAUCGUCCCAGGCAACCGCGUGAAGCUGCUCAUUGGUCCCGUGCAAGAGAUCCCUCCUGAGCACGACCAGGCUCCCUCUGGACUGCUACCCCAGGCUUUUGGUCAACAGACACUCUACCAGGUGCCAAACCCACAGGCUUCUCCUCGGGACACCAUCUACCAAGUGCCACCUUCCUAUCAAAACCAAGGAAUUUACCAAGUCCCUACUGGCCAUGGUACUCUGGAACAAGAUGUGUACCAAGUGCCACCAUCAGUGCAGAGGAGCAUUGGGGGAACCAAUGGUCCCCAUUCAAAUAAAAAGGUGAUAACUCCAGUGAGGACGGGCCAUGGCUACGUGUACGAGUACCCAUCCCGGUACCCCAAGGACACCUAUGACAUCCCUCCCUCCCACACCGCUCAGGGGGUGUACGACAUCCCUCCCUCGUCCGUGAAGGUCCCCAUGUUUUCCGUUCCGGUGGGAGAGAUAAAAGCUCAAGGGGUUUAUGAUAUUCCUCCCGCUAAAGGGAUGUACGCCAGCCCGCCGUCUGCUUGUCACGACGAAGCCGGGCUUCGAGGGAAAGAGUAUGAUUUUCCGCCACCAGUGAGACCGGGUAGAAGGCCCGAUGUCAGGCCAGAGGGCGUUUACGACAUCCCUCCAGCCGGCACCAAGCCAGCAGGGAAGGACCUUGCCGUAAAAUACAACGGUGACACUCCAGGAGUCGCUGAGCUGGUGGCCCGAAGACAUCAGAGCAUAUCCCAGAGUCAGGCGCCCCCACCGCCAGGACAGCCAGGGGGCCCCCUGAACGACGCAUAUGACAUUCCCCGGGGAGUUCAGUUUCUGGACCCCCCAGCCGAAUCCAGUGAGAAGGCGAAUCCUGCAGAAAGGGAUGGGGUUUAUGAUGUCCCUCUGCAUCACCCGCCAGACACGAAAGUGCCUCAGGACGUGGUGGAUGGAAUGAAUCGGCUGUCUUUCUCCAGUACCGGCAGUACCAGGAGUAACAUGUCCACAUCUUCCACCACUUCCAAGGAGUCCUCGCUGUCAGCCUCUCCGUCUCAGGAGAAAAGGCUCCUCCUGGACCCAGACAUGGCCAUUGAGAGGCUCCACCGGCUCCAGCAGAGCCUGGAGAUGGGCGUCUGCACCCUCAUGGCACUGGUCACCACCGACUGGCGGUGUUACGGAUACAUGGAGAGGCACAUCAACGAGAUACGCAUGGCAGUGGAAAAGGUGGAGCUGUUCCUGAGGGAGUACCUCCUUUUUGCCAAGGGGGCUCUAGCGAAUGCCUCCUGCCUCCCUGACCUCCUCCUGCACACCAAAAUGAAGCGGGAGCUCCAGAGAGUGGAAGACUCCCACCAGAUCCUCAGCCAAACCAGCCAUGACUUAAAUGAGUGCAGCUGGUCCCUGAACACCCUGGCCCUCAACAAGCCCCCAAACAAGUGCGAUGACCUGGACAGGUUUGUGAUGGUGGCCAAGACCCUGCCCGACGAUGCCAAGCAGCUCACCACGACCAUCAACACCAAUGCAGAGGCCGUCUUCAGACCAGGCCCGGGCAGCUUGCAGCAGAAGAAUGGGCCCGAGAGCAUCACACACUCACCGGAGUACGCACCCAGUGGCACGGCGCAGGCCCACAGCAAGGCAUUGCCUGCAAGCCUGGCCAAGGACCAGCCCCCUGACUGUGGCAGCAGCGAUGGCUCGGAGAAGAGCUGGAUGGAUGACUAUGAUUAUGUCCACCUACAGGGUAAGGAGGAGUUUGAGAGGCAACAGAAAGAGCUGUUGGAAAAAGAAAACAUCAUCAAACAGAACAAGGCGCAGCUGGAACAUCAUCAGCUAAGUCAGUUCCAGCUGCUGGAGCAGGAAAUCACCAAGCCCGUGGAGAAUGACAUCUCCAAGUGGAAGCCUUCCAAGAGCCUGCCAGCGCCGAGCAGCGGCGUGGGCGCGCCCGAUCGGCAGCUGCUCUGCUUCUACUACGACCAGUGCGAGACCCAUUACAUCUCCCUGCUCAACGCCAUCGACGCCCUCUUCAGCUGCGUCAGCUCGGCGCAGCCCCCGCGGAUCUUCGUGGCCCACAGCAAGUUCGUCAUCCUCAGCGCGCACAAACUGGUCUUCAUCGGAGACACGCUCACCAGGCAGCUGGCGGCCCCGGACAUCCGCCACAAAGUCAUGAACUCCAGCAACCAGCUGUGCGAACAGCUCAAGACGAUCGUCCUGGCCACCAAGACGGCCGCCCUCCAUUACCCCAGCACGACGGCGCUGCAGGAGAUGGUGCAUCAGGUGACAGACCUGUCCCGGAACGCGCAGCUCUUCAAGCGCUCCUUGCUGGAGAUGGCCACGUUCUAGCGGGACAGCAGCCGGCUGAGGGCUUGGGCGCAAAACUGGAAAUACUCUCUGGUUUUUGUAAAGGCUAUCUAUUUUUGUAGAUGUUUUAUAUGAAAUAUUUUAAAUACAUUUUAUGGAUGAGACCACAUUCAGGGAGAUGGAAGACGGAAUUUUUUUUCCUGUUGGGUUCCUGUGUAUACAUCUAAGGUAUAAACUGUACAGAAACGUAUCCGUGUGCCUUUGUAUGCCUGUGUAUUCGUGUUUGUAGAUGUUUUUCUCAUACAUUCCAUUAAAAAAAAACAUGAAUUAAGAAGCACCUUA
This is a messenger RNA of Echinops telfairi (small Madagascar hedgehog), 2886 nucleotides long. It is a transcript of the gene NEDD9, whose product is annotated as neural precursor cell expressed, developmentally down-regulated 9. Lineage: Eukaryota; Metazoa; Chordata; Mammalia; Afrosoricida; Tenrecidae. Gene Ontology annotation, molecular function: protein binding. The record is from RefSeq and is a predicted model, not a curated record. The transcript is spliced from 7 exons. Gene Ontology annotation, cellular component: cytoplasm; plasma membrane. Gene Ontology annotation, biological process: cell surface receptor protein tyrosine kinase signaling pathway; cell migration. Bases 115 to 2586 code for a protein of 823 amino acids.